Molecule: messenger RNA, 2786 nt
Organism: Liolophura sinensis
Lineage: Eukaryota; Metazoa; Mollusca; Polyplacophora; Chitonida; Chitonidae
Product: conserved oligomeric Golgi complex subunit 6-like
Exons: 19
Coding region: 1-1911 (636 amino acids)
Biological process (GO): intra-Golgi vesicle-mediated transport
Cellular component (GO): COG complex
Source: RefSeq, a predicted model, not a curated record
AUGGCUGAUAAAGAUGCAGACGUGUCGACGGCGACGCACACAAAUCCACUGACUAGAAAGCUGAACAAGAUUUUAGAAACAAGAUUAGAAAAUGACAAGGAACUUCUUGAGGCAUUGAAGGCGUUAUCAACAUCCUUUGGUGAAAAUAGUUUACGUACAAGGCGGAAUCUUCGGGGAAAUAUUGAAAGACGCAGUUUGGCCAUCAAUGAGGAUUUUGUUCAGGCAUUUCAAGCUGUUAAAGAGGAGCUUGAUAAUGUCUAUGCAGAUGUCAAAGACAUGAAUGAAUGCUGUCUUGAUAUGACUAAUAGGUUAAAGGCAGCUAAGGAACAGACUCAUGAUCUCAUUAACCAAACAACAUCACUACAGGCUGAGAGCCAGAAACUUCAGAUGAAAGCCCAAGUAGCAGAUGCCUUUCUAGGCAAGUUUCAGCUAACACCAGCAGAAAUAAAAGUUUUACGAGGUGUGAGGGGAACAUCUCUUCAUGAAGACUUUUUCAAGGCUCUGUCAAGGGUCAAGCAAAUUCACACAGACUGCAAAGUAUUGCUGAGGACAAACCAACAGACAGCUGGAUUGGAGAUUAUGGAAUCUAUGGCUUUACACCAAGAGGCUGCCUAUGAGCGUCUUUACAGAUGGGCCCAGAAUGAAUGUCGUACUCUAACUGGGGAUUCCCCAGAUAUUUCCCCGUUGUUGAGCCAGGCAAUGGAGGCUAUUAAGGACAGGCCAGUUCUCUUUAAGUACACACUUGAUGAAUUUGGCACUGCGAGAAGGACAGCAGUCGUUAGAGGGCUGAUUGAUGCACUCUCAAGGGGUGGUCCUGGUGGAACCCCUCGUCCCAUAGAGCUCCACUCCCAUGACCCGCUUCGCUACGUGGGGGAUAUCAUGGCAUGGCUUCAUCAAGCAGCCGCCUCAGAAAAGGAACUCUUACAGUCACUUUUAAAAAAAUGUUCAGACAGCGAGGAUCAAUUUCAAGACAUCCUGGGUCAUGUCACAGAGGGCGUUUGUCGCCCAUUCAAGGUGCGUGUAGAACAGGUAGUAGUGUCAGAGCAAGAUCCUGUCACUUUGUUCAAGUUGACUAACCUGUUGAAAUUUUACCAGUAUACAAUGGGGCAAAUCCUGUCCAAAGAUGCAGCCCUGCUGGCAGUGGUGGAAGAAAUGAAUGUGCUGAGUCGCAAAAUGUUUUUUAAUAGUUUAUCCUGCCAUGCAAAUAAACUUCUAGACAAGGUUGAGUUACCUCCCCCUGAUCUUGCUCCGACAUUGUCCCUUACACAAACCUUGGAUCUGCUGAAAGAUGUCCUAGCAUCCCAUAAUUCUUCUGUUGUACCUGUUGAUGACAAGAAACAGGACUUCAAACAGAUCUUGACCUGUGUGGUGGAUCCCUUGAUACAGAUGUGCAGUGUGUCAGCCAGUCGCCUCAACGCUAUAGACAUGGCUGCGUAUAUGGUGAACUGCAUUUACCAGAUUCAGACAACUCUAGCCCUGUAUGAGUUCACAGAUGAGAGGAUAGAGAUGCUGCAAGGACAGAUUGAUGCUCAUGUAGACACCCUGGUCAGUGAACAGGCUUCGUUUGUCUUAACACGUGUUGGCCUGGUACACCUGUACGGCAUUGUGCAGCAACAUCAACCAAAACAGGGUCCCCUAUCAUCAUUACCAGACCUGGACUCAUUGACUGUCAAAUCUUCCAUGACACGAUUUGACAGUUACCUCGCCUCACCAGACAGCCUGACAUUGCCCCAGUGCACACUGGUCUUAAGUGGAAAAGUGAGGGAGGCUGUGAAGAAGCAAGCUGUGGACUUGAUCUGUUCUGCGUAUCGACAGAUGUAUGAGGCCAUCACCAUACCUGCUAAUGAGUAUAGAGAGCCAGGCAGUAUUGUUCCCAGAACUCCUGACCAGGUCGUUAAAUUACUCUCCUGAACAUGAUAGACAUUUUAUAUCCAGCUGCAAGCCUUCAAGUUUAGAUUUUCCAGGUUUAACUUACAACAUUCGUUAGACUAUGCUCUCAUGGGCAGGUUUAUCCAUAGGUACUGUCCUAAUGACCAUGGCUGAGGAGAAAGGAGUAUACAUCAGUUUGGAAAGAAGUCGAUGUUUUAGUGGCUGAUGAAAAAAAAUAAGAUGGUUAGGGAAUAUAAUAUUUAUUCAUAACUUGUCAUACAUAAACAAAAUUGAUGUAUAAAGUUCCCCAAAUAAAGGGUAUUUUGCAUAGAAAAAUCAGUUCUUUUGUGUUUAUUACUCAGGAUACUUUGCCAUCUGGGAUUCAAGGGAAGACAACAGUGCAAUACUUCUAUGGUCAAAACUGGUCAGAAAUACAUUCUACAGGUCAACCAGUUUCAUAAAACCUGGCAUGCACUUUAUAUAACACCAUACCACUUUUAAAUAAAGAUCUACCUGGACAUGCCAGAAAACAACAAAACAGGUGUCCAAGGUUUUAUGAAUCUGGUCCCAUAAUAUCAGACUUCUAAAAAUUGAUUAAGGCAAGAGAAAGGUCAGGCCAGUCACCUACAAGAGCCAGUUAACUAAUACAUGGUGAGGGUAAUUCUAGAGUCUGAUGUAAAAAUUAUCAGUAAUCCUUUCUUUACAGCUUUAAUCAGAUUGUAACUCGUGACGUUUGUCUAAUCUAAUGUCAUUGGAAAUUUUAAAAUAUAAUGCACAACACAACUGACAAGACAGGUUUUUUAUAGAUAAAUAUUAAUAAAUUUCAGAUAAAUUCUGAACUUGUCGUUUAUAGCAAAUGCUGCAUGAGUGAGAUGGUUUGUCUUGUUGCAUACAUGUAUAUUACAGUCCGAGAUUGG